Messenger RNA from Aspergillus vadensis CBS 113365, 4167 nucleotides. Its product is annotated as HECT domain protein. The transcript is spliced from 3 exons. Gene Ontology annotation, molecular function: ubiquitin-protein transferase activity. The record is from RefSeq and is a predicted model, not a curated record. NCBI's taxonomy places the organism in Eukaryota, Fungi, Ascomycota, Eurotiomycetes, Eurotiales, Aspergillaceae. The coding region runs from base 139 to 4167 and encodes 1342 amino acids.
UAACGAGUCACAUAAUCAUCUUCGCCUCGAGUUUGACCCCUAUCUUCGCUGCGCAGACCUACAAACAAAGAGGGUGUUUUGUCAAGCCACUGUUUUACCCUCGAUCGCUAGCUGCGGCAUGCUCCGCAGUCUGUCAAGAUGACCAGGCUCCGCGGAGCUUCCGUGAGCUCGUAUGAGGUUUCGCAUGGAGGCAUCGACCGACCCCAGUUCCACCGCUCCAAACUACCUCCGAACGCCCCCGACGUGAUCGCUCAAAAUACCGUGGACGUCUCGGAUCCCGCGCAGGUUCUUUUAUGGUGCAGAGAUGAACGCCGUCGCCAGUUCAACCUCCUGGUCCGCAGGUACAAGAAUCAACUCCUCUACGGCUGCCAGGACCCUGGCUGUCAGACGCCAACUUGCGCUAGCUAUCGAAAACGCGUGACGGAGGGACCAUUCCGCCGGUAUACUGAGCUGAGCGCCCGCACACUGGCUUGCUACUUGGCAAGCUUGGAUAACGCGGAGGACGGUUUGUGUCGCAAUCUCUCUCGGGUUCCUUAUGAGCUUUCACCCCAGGAGUAUCAACGCCGAUCGAAACGACGGAAUCGUACCUUGCCUUCGAACGAGCCAGCGAGAGAACGUACUGAGUCACGGAGCGGGGAUCAUACUGGCGCGGAUGGGGUGCUAAGGCCAUCACCGGUUCGGAACGUACAUUCUUCCAGCUUCAAUGAUCGAAAUGGUCGAAGUUUGUCUCCAUGUGUGGAAUCCCAGGACCUGACGGCGGCUAUACCGGAGGAGACACCUGCAACACAGCGAAUGAAAGACCCGAAGUCGUUCACUCAGAACUUGUUCGAUACCCUAUCGCUGAGGAUGAUAGAAUGGUUACCUCUACGACGCUCUCCAAGUUCGCUCGGUCCGGAUUCAGAUCGCAUAGACACCCGUCCCGAGUCUCGAUCACCAAAACCGGAUUUCGAUGGAACGCAGCCAUAUUCGGAUAAACCUAGGCCAAAUCUAAACCGACAACGAACACCCCAACAUACUGUGUCUGCAACUGCGACUCCCCAAACCCCCUCAUCGCGCCAUGGGAAUGGUCAGUUGGCUGCGCUGGAGUUGAAACUUCCUAACCAGCAGGUUAAGCGACUGUCGCUCACGGAUGUGGACCAGUGGCGCCAGAACCCACGCACAAGUCUGGAAGAGAAAUCAUAUCAGGAGCUGAAACCCGCCCGCAAGCUCACUGUGAACACACACGUUAAUGGCGAUGAAACGCACAAUGUACCUUCGCCACCCGCCCUACGGCAUCGUCCGCAGAAGCAUCGGGGGAGAACAGCAGACGGAAAUUAUCCCCUUCCGCAGGAGCAGCCGAAGAAAGGGCGACGUGUUUCAUGGGAUGGCGCGAAGUAUCUCAACAAUGUCCUGCUCGACGAAUCCGAUAAACCCGAGCCUCAGAGCGACGAACAACCUCCUCCGGAGACAGAGUCUCCUAGUGCCCGGAAACCGAAGCGCCGGAGUUCGAGUCAGAACAAAUCCAUUUCAAGUAUCCAAUCGUUAUCACAUUUGACGGACGAAAUAAUUGACGGCAUGACGCAAAUGAUGAUACUCUCUGAGGACGAGGCAGAACUGUGGAAGGACGAGCUGACGUACAUGGAAUCCACCGGGAGCUUCGAGGAGUCAGAGUGGCGCUUUGCGACUCCCCGUCAGCGUGAAGUGUUUUCCUUCGUUUCACAGAGCGUCUUCUAUGCAUUGGGGAAUACCAAGCAACUCCUUCUCUCAUUCCGCCAGAAAUCGGCCGGUCCGACCGGAAUGAAUGAGGGCCAAUCUAAGCCUAAGCUUGAUCUCCAACAAUUACAACCAUCGCUCCGUAAGUUACUCCACAUCUGCCCCCGGGAUAUUGUCUUUCACAGUCUCUGGAGCGCUACGGAGACACUAUUCAUCCCACCAAAGGAGCUUUCAAUGUCGGGUAAACUUUCCCGCCGUUCGUCUAGCAACUCGACGAACGCCGCAUCCAGCGCACCGAUCAUUCGUCGAUCCGAUUCCGAGGGCAAUGAGCACUUUACUGAUGCCAAUGCUGCUGAUGUUGCUACACUCGCCAUUUUCGCCCUGGCUAGCUCUCUUCCCGAGAUAGAUGCACCGACAUGGCGAGCGAUUCUCCAAAUGCGCGCGGCCGGGGGCGUAUCUACGAGCUCAGACAUGCAAAAGCUCUCGAUACCCAGGGCCCGUCUUGUGGUAGAAACAACUGAUAUGCUCGAGCAUGAGCUGGCCCUCCGGCUACUUGAUCGCUUAGUACGCGCUCUCACGGCGCGAUUGGCGUUCCACGAAAUAUCAAAAGCGCGACAGGUGUACUCCCGCGACUUGCCAAAACAGCGUAAGAGUAGCGUUCUGGAUCUGAUUGUGGACAAUCUCAGCGAGCAUUACGGGGCAAUGACAGCGGCCAUUGGCGACUUGGAUCAUACGCCCCCUCCUGGCGCGCCUGCUUUCAUUGCUGAGUGGCUUCGCACCCUUCUCCUCAAAGAAUGGGAUGGUAACCCGCAACUGUCGAAAAGCAGUUCGGCUGGAGGUGCUGUUCAGAUUCUGUCCCUGUUGUACAAGGAGCGCAGCCGUUUGGGCCUGGUUCCCGAAGACUUCCACACCCCGUUUCUCUCCGACAGGUUGGAACCUUUGGACAUGCCUGUGGAGUGGAUGGGUAGGCUUCCGAGCAACAAGACAAUGCAUCUAUUGUCCUAUCCUUUCCUUUUCCCUCCUUCAGCUUUGGUGAUCUAUUUCCGAGCUCUCAACUACGCGGCCAUGUCCAAGUACUACGAAGCCGCUAUGACUACGACAAGACACGUGACACAAACGGCCUUUGGACCCAUCCAGGUUCAGGAUGAUGUCGGCUUACUCGCACAGUUAAAGACGUCAAUGUCUACAUAUCUGGUCCUGAUGGUUCGGCGCGACAAUAUUCUUAUGGAUGCUCUCAAUCAGCUCUGGCGCCGCGAAAGACGAGAGCUUAUGCGGCCACUGAAGGUACAAAUGGGUAUGGAUGAAGGCGAGGAGGGCCUUGACCACGGUGGUGUUCAACAGGAAUUCUUCCGAGUUCUGAUGGCAGAAGCACUGGAUCCGUCUUUUGGCAUGUUCACGACGGACGCGCGGACGCGGAUCUCAUGGUUCCAGCCGUGUUCGUGGGAGCCCUUGUACAAGUUCGAGCUGCUUGGACUCCUCAUGUCUCUGGCUGUGUAUAAUGGUCUCACGCUCCCGGUUAACUUCCCGACUGCCUUUUACCGCAAGCUACUCGGACUCAAGGUGAAGCACCUAGAGCACAUCCAGGACGGAUGGCCAGAGCUCAGCAAGGGAUUGGGAGAUCUACUUACAUGGGAGGAUGGAGAUGUGGGCGACAUAUUUAUGCGGACUUACGAAUUUAGCUUCGAGGCCUUUGGGGCUGUAGAAACAGUCGACAUGCAAAAGGUGGACAAAGAUGCUCCCUGGCCUGUGUCGUCCACGCCAUCCCGUGCCAGGAGCGGGUCGCGGUCCCUUGGGUACUCGCCUCCAUGGUCAGAGGUCCGCCAUUUUGCUGAUCACGCCGACCUCAGCCCCCCGUCUUCGAUGGCUGCAGAGACAGCGGGCUCCUACGGGGAAGCCACGAAACCGAUUGACACGCUUGUCCCAGCCCAGUCGCCAACACCUCCCGCCGAGGAGGCCAGCUUGGUGACCAACAGCAACCGUGCCCAGUUUGUCAAGGACUACAUCUUCUGGCUAACCGAUAAGUCUGUCCGGCCUCAGUUCGAGGCGUUUGCUCAGGGGUUCUACACCUGCCUCGACCGGACUGCCCUCUCUAUUUUCACACCGGAGGCACUGAAGACUGUGAUAGAGGGAAUUCAGACCAUUGACAUCCGGGAGUUGGAGCGUCACGCGCGGUAUGAGGGUGGGUUUGACCCCAGCCACCGGGUGAUCAGGGACUUCUGGAGUGUUGUACGGCGGUACCCAGCCGAGAAGAAGGCGCAGCUGUUGGAGUUUGUCACUGCCAGCGAUCGGGUACCGGUUAAUGGGAUCGCGAGCAUCAUGUUUGUGAUUCAAAAGAACGGAGUAGGAGAUGCUCGCCUUCCCACAAGUCUGACCUGCUUCGGACGCCUCCUGUUGCCGGAAUACUCCUCCCGUAGUGUCCUAGAGGAAAAGUUGAGCAAGGCGUUGGAGAACGCCCGGGGCUUUGGCGUUGCUUGA